CCCAAGAGGAGUCAGUCGGUGCCCAGCCAAAGUCGAGGUUGCUGUCGGCGACGUCGAGCACCAAAGCCAGCAGCAGCACCACGUGUGCGUCGUCGCGACGAAGCGCAGUGACAGCCAGCAGUGACGUGCCGCGAGUGUGGACCUGGUGACAUGUGCGGCAGAUAGUGGUGCCAUGUAGUGAGCGAGAGCUGUGUGAUGCCGCUGUGCCGUGGCCGCGAGUGAACCAUGCCACACGUCUCGUCCAGUGGCGGCGAUGAUCUCGGCAGCACCGAUGAGGUUAAGGUGUUUAAGGACGAGGGCGACGGGGAGGACGAGAAGAGGUCCUCUGAGAACCUCACCGAGGAGAAGAGCAGUCUCAUCGACCUCACCGAGUCGGAGGAAAAGUCUGGUGGCAGUUACUCUUCCAAUAAAAAUGUCUCCCGAGCGGACCACAGUCCCGUCUUCGGCAAGGUGGAGCCCGUGCCCCACACCUCUUCGUUCAACAUGGGAUAUUUGGUGUCCCCCUACAGCUACGCCAACGGAGCGGCUGGCCCCAUACCCGUGUCAAUGGCUAGUAAGAUGGGCCUGGCGCCAACGGGACACCCGGGAGCCGCCUUACCUUUCUUCUGCCACAACGGAGACCCCCUUUCGCAGCCACCACCGGCGCACAUGGGAAUCCCCCCCUACCAGUUGGACAGCAAAACCGCGGGUUCCAUGGGACUCACGAGACCACCGAUGUACCCUUUUCCUGCUGGCCAGUACCCUUACCCCAUUCUCAGUCCUGAAAUGUCACAGGUGGCGGCUUCAUGGCACACGCCAAGCAUGUACCCGUUGUCGCCGGGCGCCGGCUUCAGGAGUCCGUACCCCAGUGCCCUCCCGAUCUCGACGAGCAGCCUGCCUAGCGACUUCUACCGGUUCUCCCCCACGGGGCUGAUGCCGCCGCACCCGGGCCUGUCGCCGCACCCGCCUCACCUCUCAUCGCAUCCGGCCAUCGUGACGCCUGGACCCAAACAGGAGUUACCCGACUUGAACCACAAACCUUUAAAUUUAACAAUCAAGAAAAUGCCAAUUGCCAUCGUCGCUCCCUUCACUAUCGUCGAACCAAAACUCAACAACGACCUCGUCAAGAACGAAGAGCUUCCACAAGAUCUCUCCCUGAAACUCUCCAAAAACAACGAUCAAUGCUUAGAUCUCAGCAAAACCAAAGAAACCAAUUUAGAAAAAUCCAACUUGAACCACAACGAACAAUUAAGGAAAUACCUCUGCAAGAACCAAGACGAAACCAGAAACCAUUAUACUAAAAACACCUACAACGAGCAAGACAACAAACUCAUGGACCUCUACAAGAAUCUAGGCUCCGACUCUGUCUAUUCCUUCAUCAACAAUCUAACCGACCGCAAACUCCUCAGCGCCUGGUACAUGAACACCGUCCUCGGCCACCAGAACCCCUACCUAGGCUUACCUAAAACCGACUCGUCCGACAACCGCAUCCUCAACAACCUCCUUGAUAAAAAAUCCUACCCCACUUAUAAAUUUCCGACGAAUUUUGACGCACUCAUCGUCAACGAGAUGCGUUCGGAAAAACCCGAAUCGAAAAAGAACAAGAAAGGGUCACAAGUCGACCACAAGAACAACCUAGGAGACUCGAAGAACAACCAGGAUGGCAAUAACGGAGAAAAGAAGAAGCCCCACAUAAAGAAACCCCUAAACGCCUUCAUGUUAUACAUGAAGGAAAUGCGAGCUAAAGUCGUCGCUGAAUGCACGCUCAAGGAAAGCGCCGCCAUCAAUCAGAUACUCGGCCGAAGGUGGCACGCGCUGGGCCGCGAGGAGCAGGCCAAGUACUAUGAGCUGGCGCGCCGGGAGAGGCAGCUGCACAUGCAGCUCUACCCCGACUGGUCGUCGCGCGCCAACGCCACUCGUGGCAAGAAGAGGAAGCGCAAGCAAGACCCUGCCGAUGGAGGUAACAGCAUGAAGAAGUGCCGAGCAAGGUACGGAUUGGACCAACAAAACCAAUGGUGUAAACCAUGCAGGUGUCCCCGAGAACAGCUCACAUGGCGGCGGAACUUCCACGGUCCACACCGGCUUGCUGCACGCAGCAGGAGGUGCUGCUACCACGCAGUCGCCCCAGGAACCGACAUACGUCAAUCUAUAGCCCUCUCACGCAAGAAGAAGUGCAUACGAUACAUGGAGGCAGGCGAUGGCAAUGACGGGAACCAAUCCGACGACAACCUAGGCAGCUGCGGCAGCAUGGGCGACGCUCACACGCCGCCCGAGGACGACGCCGAGAGCCUCAACCAGUCCAUCUCCAGCCCCGGCGCCCUCUCGGGGUUGAGCAGUCUGACGAGUCCCGGAGGGAUGGUGAUGCCAAGUCCGUCAACGAGCGUCGCGAGUCCCUCAGUGAGUGUGGCUAGUCCUUAUAUGCUGCAGAGCCCGCUGACCCCGCACGAGGCCUUCGACGUGAAGCUGCCGCCGCCUCCGCACCCUCACCAUCAGCCGCCCCGCAACCCCGUCGGGACUAACCCCCACGAUAUAAACAAUCCGCUCAGUGUGAACCAAUUGACCGGACAGUGCGUGAGAAAUGACUCCUCGGACACGAAUGGAAAAGAGACACGCUCUAUUAUCAGCGUUACGUAGCCCCCCUGAAUGGGGCUGGGCCAGGACUGUGUUCAGUGCAGUGCGAUGAUCUCAAUUUGCUCCCCGUUCAUUUGUUUUUUGUUAUUUUGACUCUAGUACUGCACUCGUGGAAUUUUAUACUAUGUAWCAUAAAUGUCAUUUGCCAAAAUCACCUCUAUAUAUUAUAAAAUAUCCAUUUAUAUUUUCUAGUUACUUAUAGUGGUAUUUGGAUGUUGGAGGACGACCCCGACUGUACUUAACACCGAAUUCUCCAACUUCUAAUUAAAUUAGAAGACAUUCUUUGGUUUUAUCAUGACGUGAAGUCUGCUUCAAAAAUUACAAUCUCUCAUCAUGUAACUUCUAAUUAAAUUAGAAGACUAAUUUCAAAAGAUUAAUUUGUGUUUACUAUUAAGAAAAUAGUAUUUUUUAUUGCAGCUUCUAAUUAAAUUAGAAGACAUCGUGUACUUUGAAAUUGCUUCAAAACUGAUGACGAUAUCUAUGUUUGCAAUAGAUAAUAGAAAUUUUACAUUUUGACACUGGUCUGAAAAUGGCUUUUUGUAUCAAAUUUUGGUUUGAAAUUGGCCGACUUUAGUAGAGGUACUUAGUUUCUAGAGUUUACAUUGGUUUAAUGUGUGAUCCUUCAACAUCCAAGUAGUAAUUUAGAUAGUUUAAAUUUAUGUUCCUUGUGCCACAAACUUUUGAUACUACUUUGUUUGUUUUUAUUUUAAUGAUUCGAGAAAACAAUUAUUACAAAUAGAAACAAUACGAGUAGUUUUGGUAGAAACCACAACCAUUUUUUCGUUUGAAAAUUACCAGAGUAAAUGAAAUUAUUAAGUUGUAUAUUGAUACAAAAUGUAAUUACUUUGUACAUAAAAAUGUUAUAUAUAAAGUUAAUCUUGUAAAAUUUAUUUGAACGUUCUAUAUUUUAUUUGUUAAAAUUGUGGCGAGCCAUAUUAUUUUCUAAUUAUGAUCGAAAUAUUUGAGCUUUUAUGUUGCAAUUUUGAACGGCCAUAUAUUUGAAUAAAGACACAAUUUCCUCAGUCAUGUAUAUAGUUUUGACGCAAAACUACAAUAUCUUCUCAAGAGACGCGUGCUAUCCAGAUUCAAAGCAGGGAAAUUAUUAGGCGUUCGUGUUCAAUACUUUAAUUUACUAUAAUAAAAAAGAGACAUGUGAUAUUUUAUACUAUUUAAUAUAAAUAUAUUAUGUUUGGCUUCCCUCAGGAUUUUGCAUUUACUGACUUUCAUUUGGCAAUGUUGCGUCGACAACAUUGGACAAAACAAUCGUCUUGAUUCAAACGCCGAGGAGAGAUUAAUUUAUGUGCCAUAUUCGUUUGAACCACGACCGUUGUUUCCAAGCUCGUGACUGUUUAGGUUAAAACGGAUACCUUUAAGUUUUGGAUAAGUGCAAUGUAAAUGUCUAAUAGUUAACUUGAAACUGAUAAGAGAGAAACGUCUUUUGUGUGCCGACUGUCCGACUUGUGCCCUUGUUAACAUUUGUUUUUUUUUUCCAUAGUUUGAUUUGGCAUGGGUCAGACAAUCUGCCGUGCAUUCAAACCGGGUCAUUAUGAAUGGCCCGGUCGGUGUACCAACAUAGAGUAAAUGAAUAUACAUAUAUAAAUAAAUUAGAGUAUGUAGAUGUUAAUCGUCUUUGUAAGUAGCAUCUGUUCGUAACACCGUCUAGGCUAAUAAUCAUUCAAUACAAAACCUCAAUAUGAA
Messenger RNA from Tribolium madens (black flour beetle), 4308 nucleotides. It is a transcript of the gene pan, whose product is annotated as protein pangolin, isoforms A/H/I/S. Gene Ontology annotation, cellular component: beta-catenin-TCF complex. The coding region runs from base 226 to 2613 and encodes 795 amino acids. Gene Ontology annotation, molecular function: RNA polymerase II cis-regulatory region sequence-specific DNA binding; DNA-binding transcription factor activity, RNA polymerase II-specific. Lineage: Eukaryota; Metazoa; Arthropoda; Insecta; Coleoptera; Tenebrionidae. Gene Ontology annotation, biological process: regulation of transcription by RNA polymerase II; canonical Wnt signaling pathway. The record is from RefSeq and is a predicted model, not a curated record. The transcript has 12 exons.